AAACUUUAUAAGCCCCAGUUCCGGCUAUAUGACAUUUGGGUGCCAAAUGAAUAGGGUUUUGUCUAUGAAUUAGAUCGUAAAAUCAUCCAUAGCACAGACAGAUAGGCUCACUGGCUAUAAAAAGUCACGUGGUGCCAUUAAAGCUACGUGUGCCUCCUGGCCAUUCAAAUUGUCAGGUUUAGGGACAGAAGUAUCCAAACCACAAGUUCUCAGUACUAUGUGAAAAAUGGCUCCUUGCAAGUCAAAGGUAAGUUUUGUGCACAAGUUCCUUAAAGUUUAUUUGUACAGUGGGGAAGCCGAGGCUCCUGCUCGCUCUCGCUGCCUCUCGCCUCUCUCUUUCUUUCUCUUUCUCUUUCCCUUCCUCUCCGCCUGGAGGUUUUCAGGACGGUCCCACCGAGCCCGAGAGGCAGGAUCAAGCACUAAUGAUCCAGGUUGUGCUGCAAAUACCUCCCCCCAUCCCUUCACUCGCAGCAGCUAGCUCUCUAUUUUAACGAUCAAAUCAAAGUAAACCACAAUAAGCGACUUUGGCAGAGAUGGAUUUUGGGGCCUAGCUUUAAUCACUUUGACUACCGCAGAAGAUAAUUACUUCCUUUGCUCCAAUAGACUCUCCAAGUUUGGAGAGGUUUUGUUUAGCAAAGAGUAGUUACUGCAGGCGAUUAAAAAAGGGGGAAACAAAAUAGAUUGGGCUUGAUAUUAUCUGGGCAGUAUCUUAUGUAGGCAUGAUAGAGUUGGAGGCGUGAUGAUAUGGUAAUAAUCUUUGGAUUGGUGAAAUAUGUUGCACAUCAGAGCCAGUAUUAAAAUGGCACAGACUGUACUGGAGUGCUUAGAUACAUAUUUUCUGCAUUGGGUUGUGCAGAAAGCUUUAGCUGUGUGUAUAUGUACAUCUGCGAGUGCGUGGUGUGUUUUGGGGACGCGCAUUUAUAACGCUGCUAUAACUUUUUCCCGGUUCCAUACGUAACUGCAUAAAUAGAAAUGUAUUUAAAUUAUGUGCAUGUGUGACUGCAUGUACAAAUCAGUUUGUACUUCUGUGUGAAGCCGUUCAGAUGCAUAUAUGUGUCUAAUAUUGGUGUAUUCAUGUACAUAAAGGGUGUGUACGUGUGUGCACUUAUAUAUGUUCCUGUGACUUCCUUUUUUUUUUUUUUAAGCGAACCAAUUGACUGUAACUUGUAGCAUUAAUACAAGAGACUACAGGUCAUUAGAGUGCUGCAAAUUAUGAAAUACGGGCUUGGUUUAUUGAAGAUUGUAAAUAUCCCCCUAGCUCUGCUCUCUCCCUUUCUGCCUUAUAUUGCUGGCUGCCAUUGUGGGGUAGGCCCCAGCUGCGUGUUUACUUCAACAUUCUUUUUAUUUAAGUGGACUGUUCUCACUAGAGUGUGAUUACUCAGCAAUAAACUUUAUGGCCGGAUUUAACUUCAGUCUUUGAAUUUCCAGGACUUGAAUGAAAGGGUGAAAGGAACUCUAUCUUUCUCUGGGUAACAUUAAGGCCUGAUCCUUAUCCUCAGAGCUGUUACUUUGGCGAGUGAUCUCGGGGGGUAUAAACAGACUAGUCAGGGACUAUGGUAGAAUUCUGAGAAUUGCCUAUUACCUAUCUCUCUCUCUCUCUCUCUCUCUCUCUCUCUCUUUCUCCAAACCAGCUAUGGGUAUCUCUUUCUCUGCACAGGUUUGGAGUAACAUUGGUUCAGCAGAUUGCAUUUUUUUCUUUUAUGUGUCAUAAAGUUGGGUUUGCAAAAGAAUGGAGUGGUUUGAUGUGAGAGAUGGGCUUUGUUUUAUUUCGCUAUUGCUAUGCCAUUUGAAUGUUGUGGUUUAGGCUGGUUUGGCUACUGUGAGCGAAAAUGGGAGAAAGGCGCAGGGUUUCAGGAGGGUAAGGUUGUUGUGUACCUCUGCAAGGUCUGCAUAUUGCUGACUGAUUCCUAUUUUUAAUUUAUUUGUCUUUAGCUUUAAAGAAAAGGUAGUAUCUAAUGUAGGUUCACCCCAAAGAGCUCAGUCUUAAAAACAUUUAAUAUUUAAAGACAACCCUUGCGGAAGAUAAAUAGAGUCUGAUGCCUUUGUGUCUGUCGAUCCUUCCUGUCAGCACUAAACAAACACAUCUGCAUAUAUUUCAUAUUAAAAAAAUGAGAAAGGCUUUAAAAAAGCAUAUCCAAAUGCGCAUUCGAAAAUAAUUUCCUCUUAAACAGCUGGAGAUUUUAUAGUACUCUAGUUGACACAUUUUCAUCAAUAGGAAUAUCAGAAAGUUGUGUAUGAUAGGCGUGUAUUAUACUAUAUGCCAUAAAAUUUUAUAGUUUGAGGCAAGGCAUGAAAAACCCUUAAAAGUUUGGUCUUCAUUUAUAUAUAGGUCCCUUUCCAAAGAAAACCCUUUGCUUGUAGACGGGAAUUAUACUAGACACAAACAGCUCGUGAUUACUCAGUAUUUAACAACAACACUGCGCUAUUUGAAUUAACUGGCUAAUACACAAGCACGCAAGGAUGCCCGUUGGACUAAUAUUUUAGGAUCCUGGAUAUCAUCCUGGGUUGUAAUUUUUCAUUGCCUAGAGUGAAAAGAUUUGCUACUGUGUAUUUUCCACAUUUUUGGAUGUGGCUUCUGGACCAUAUCCCACACAAAGCAAUGUACAGUCGUUCAAGAACUAUGAAAAAGAAAAAUAUCCCUAAGUCCAGAAGCAUAUGAACCCGCCUGUACUGCAAAAACCACUAGCAACAAAAGAAAGUUAGCUAGAAAUGACAACUUCACCCUGUUUCUGGUCCUGCCCCGUAUUAAGCAUCACAGUUGAAACUAUUCAAACACAGAAAUGCGUUAAGAUUUCCUAAUACGCUUUGAAAUUUGAAAUUCAAACGAGCCCAGACUGCCGAACUCUGCGAAAAUAGUCCCAGGUCCGAAUUGUUUUCCGAGGGAAAAUGUAAUGGGAAAUUAUACCUGGGAAUCAGGAGAGAGGUUUUAUCUGCACACGUUAUUUUUCUGAGUUUGGGGGAUUAAUAAGUGCAAGAUUUUUUCUAUUUUAGGAAUGUCAAGUUGCAUUCUGCGAUUUGAAAUACAGUUUACUUAGUCCUUUGAAAGGAAUACUUGCGUGUAGUGUCUCAUGUCUAAGUGUAAAACCAAUUAAAGAUUAGGCAGCUCUCUUAAUGUGUGGAACUGGUGACUUUGCAAGACUUAACUUUCUCUAAACCAGGAGUGUAACAAUCCAAUGGAAAGUCAUCCGUAAAUUACAGCUCUGCAGCCCUGGCUAAACCAUGCAAACGCCCUAAUUUCAGAAGAGGGAAAUUAUUAUUCUGCCAUUUCCUUAAAUGUAAUAAGUGUGUAUCUGUGGAAAGGUGACAAUAGAGGAGUUUGCAAUCUGCUCCAUGGGAAAUCGAAUGGAACUGAUCAUGAGGGGGGGAUCAGGAGGUUUCGAUUUCUAACGCUGAAUACGGGAGCAAUGCGUUUUCCCUCCCCGUAAAUACAGAUUUGACGCAUUUAAUGCAGACACAAGUAAAUCUCCUGACCAAGUUAAGAUGUCGUUGGCUUUCUUAGUCCUUUCUCUUUCUGCCCUCAAAAUCUUCCCGAUUUGAGGCUAGGGUUACUAGCUAGAGCGGAAAACCACAGUUCCCACAGUCUUCUGGUCAUCUUUGAAAAUAUUAUCCCUUUCAAAUUAAAGCAUCUUCACUAAUGUCUCUCUGUAAGGCAAAUACUCAUGGACCACCCUGGUCACAUGUUCCUGCAGCUAUGCGCACAAACAAUUUCAAAUCUGACACAGAGACCGUGUAAAAUUUGCAUGGAUUUUGCCUUAUAACAUGCAAAAGGAAUCUUUUCUAUAUCCCCUCCCCCCAAAAAAUGUCUUUUCAAUAAUAAUAUUUGCUAUGAAGGUUAUUGGGUAAUUAUUGCAAUUUUGUGGAACAGUCCUUGCUUGAGGUGAAGUCUGUCUCCGGAUAAUAAAUGGCAGCCCGUGCAGUUCACUGCCAGGUUAAGUAAAUGCAGAAAAGAUAAAUCUGCACACCCUAGGAAUCACCAGCAGAGCUCGCUUUAGACCAAGUUCACAGUCAACUCGUUUGCCUAGACAAGGCUUCGCAAACAAUUAGACUUGUUUCUUUAUGUUUAAAUCAAGGAGAAAUGACUAAAACCCUUCAGCAGAGAGCUGCAGCUUUUCCCGCAACGCUCGUCGCUCCAUUCCUUCCAACCUCACGCCCGGAACUUACCCGGCAUUUCACCUGCAAUUGUAACCAUAUAGCGCCUUUGAGUAACAGGCUUCCCUCCAACGCUGCCGAAAGGCUGUGCAAACUGAUCUAACAGCAUUUUACAAAGCUGAGAGAUUAAGGAAAAGAAAAAAAAACAAUGAAAAAUGCAAAAGUAUCCGAUUUCUCAGCAGCAAGAAGAAGGAAAAAAAAAAGGCAACAACAAAAAAGAGCGCCCUUAGAAAGCUGGGGGAAACAAGCAGAAGUAUUGAAACAAACAGUGCGAGUCUCUUACUCCUAAAAGAAGCUGCAUAGCUUUUGUAUAUCUUUGUGGUUAAGGGCGUUACAACUGCAGGUCAAAAAGUUGAGGGUCAAAAGUUUACGUUUUGCACCACUCUUAGUCAUUCGCCCAGACAGAGUUUGAUGUCAAUGUUAUAGCCGAGAUCUUGACUAUCAGCACAAAAGAUAAAAUAGCUUUGAGUUACGUGUGUAUCACAGUAUGGACUCCAGGUGAACCCUACUGGCUGAAUGACCUCAAUUACCAAGGAAAGGAUAGAAAAUUCCUCUUUUCAAGAGUAAUACACGUUGUAUUUCAUCUUGAAUUAUCAGACACAUUUGCGUCUGAAUAUCUCGGGUUCAGCCGCGGCAGGUAAACACGCGUGUUACCCCCACAGAAGCCACUGAUGUUGCCUCCUCCAAAAGUCAAGUAGCAAAAUGCCUCACCCUUGUUUAUUAUAUAAUAACCUGCUCUAAGAGGUUUAAUGUUAAGCCUUCUCACUUUGCAAAAUGGCAGGAAGAUAAGAUAGGAGCGAAGCUAUUAACGCGUGUAUCGAUCCUAGCCGCGUCUUUGUUUUUGCUCUCAUUUCUGUAGCGACCGCUAAACUGUGCUUAAACAGGACAUGCCGGAGAUAAUACGGGCUAUAUGUUUGGUCCGAAGGAGCUCGUUUAAAAUGCGGAGCGGUGAAGCCGUGUUGCGAUACCCAUGGAAAAUAUUACGGAGAAGCUGGAGCCCGGCACCUCUCCGUGAUUUGGAGGGUUCUCACAGGCUUCUGGAAUUACCCGAGGCGGCAGUUCCCAGCGAAAUUUGGAGUAGAACGGGUUGUUUUUCCUCUUGCCACCCACCCCUCUUCACCCUUCCAAGAAAAAGUUUAGUGGAAUUUCUUAGCGCGGAGAGAUUCCCACAUUGCUGGGAUUUUUUUGUUCCCAGUGCCGCCUCUGAGUGAAAGCCUUAGCUUCUUGGUUAGACGUGUCUGCAGGGACAACUAGCCAAUAUUGCUCAAACAACUUCAUUUUGGAGGACAUCAUCGCAGACGGGAUUCAGCUUGAAAUUUUAAGGCUGAGGGGUCGGUGGAAGAGGGAAAGGAUAUUCGAAUAUAGCCAUAAUCAGACCUGAAAGGUGUGGAGGAGGGGACAGUGCGACAAGGAAAUCCGAGAAAGAGCGCACCUCACCCCCAACCAUGCAUUGCUGCCUUUCCACCCCCAAGGCAGCAGCCUACACCGGCCUCUGUGUAACUGGUACGCGUGAAUUAUUUGCCAGAGACACAGCUGGAUCGUGGCAGGCGAGCGCUGUAUCUUGGGAACAAGUACGCGAGAGGUUAGAUAUCAGAUUAGCCAAAGUGAUUAUCGGAGAUUGUGCCUAAAGUACCUGCUGAAGCCUGGAAAGUGUGUAAUGCAAGUGUUUGCUCGGCGUGUAGACGCUGUUCACAAGUUGUUGCUGCUGCUCACUUGUAGCGAGCCCUGGCACUGCACGUUUAGGGAGCCUGCCCGCUCUGGAGAUAGUAUAUAACCUUUCACAUCCAGACUAUUUAUUUGGUGUAAGAGUGAAGCCUGAUAACAAGCUAAAAACCGUAGCCAAAUAUCUAUUUUGUUAGAGAAUAGCAGGCGGAUUGUUUCCAAGAAUAACAAUGCGUCUUUGAUAUACCCAGAAUGAAAGCUGUUACUAUAACCGGCUUACUCAAGAGUAGGUGACAGAAAUCCAUUUACUUCCUCACUAAAACAAUUAGUGGUCCGAAUUCCAUAGUUUAAACCUGGUUUAGAAUAAAAUUAUCAUUGAGAAUAAUUUCAAAUAAGUUGAAACCGCGACUUACAUAAAUAUUGACUCUUUUCAAUUAUUGUUUAAAUUGUCUCCCCCUCCCAAAAAAAAAAAAAAAAAAAAAAAAAAGCCAACAGGCUAGAACAGGACAGUUAAUAAUUUGAGACGAACUCUCUCUGUCCUUUCACUCUCUGCAUUCAGCACGCUGCUCUCUGGCGUGGAAGGUCUGCUCAAAAGACCAUUCAUUUAAAAUCCGGGCACAAAUCACAUUUUACGUGUGUUUAUUUAAGCGCACCAGGACAGAGUGAGCAAACCCCGCCAACCAUCCCGUUGUUAAGAGGAGCCCCAGUGCCAGGGAAGCCACCGCUUUUAUCAAAUGCUGAACUUGGGGCAAAAAUGCCAACAUUGCCCCGGCAGCGCCCAUCGGGAAGGACGCUCUCAUCCGCGGAGGCAGGAGCAGCCUCGGGGCUGUAUCAUUCCCAGGAACAAAGAAAGGAAUACAGUCGAUACAUUCCAUAACGUUUACAUUUUCCCUCGAUUUUUUUCUUAUUUUUCCCUUAGAAGAAGUGACCUGGGCAAAGCACCCUGCUAUCUAAAAGACACUGUUAUAGACCUUUUAGAAAAACUAAGUCCAAGGCCGAGGUGAACUUCAGGUCACCGCGUCUAACAAAUAUGAAAAUGUCGCCUGGUGAAGGGCACGCCUUGUUAUUUAACAAAGACUGUCAAUGUGUAAGAUUAAUAAGAAACAAAAUGCACACGGUGUCACUUUUCGGUCACUUUGAAACUUGGGACAGCCUCGCAUUCAAGAGGGGAAAGCUGGGACUAAAUAUAUUCAAAAUGGUUCAAAUCAAAGUCAAACCAGGCUGCUAGUGCGAUUCUUCCUCCUCCUACCGCUCUCGGUGGAGGAUGCCCGGCACGGCAAGAGGUUGACUUGAAUUAUUAUUAUUAUUAUUAUUAUUAUUAUUAUUAUUAUUAUUAUUAUUAUUAUUAUUAUUAUUAUUAUUAUUAUUAUUAUUAUUCUACUACUAUCAUUAUUAUUAUUAUUGCUGUUGUUAUUAUUCUUUUCUCUUUCGUGGUAAUUACGUUUUAGCUGCGUAUGUGGAGGGUAACAGGAAUGCUUGCCUGUUUCACAAGAAAAAGAGGGAUCCCCUUUUCCCCCUCUUUCGGUAUGUAUUGAGUUGCUUCUUCUUGGUGCAUGAAAAUUUACUUUCUCCCUCUCAACUUAAUUCCAGUGCUUCCCCAUCCCAUUCUCGGCCAGCCUCGGCCAGGAAACUCGCUUCUUUAUUAAUUGAUUGAAGUCUCCUUCUCCAGUGAAAUCGAGCCUUUAGUCCUUCUGGAAAAAAUAAGGGAACUGGCCUAUUUUAUCCUAUCCUUUUCUUUCUUUGAGAACUUAGGGUGAUGGUACAAGUUUGUUAAAGGGAAGUACUGGGGGAAAAAAGGGUUUGAGAUUGUUUAUUACAGCCAUAAAUCUUGCAGUAAAACGUCGAAAUGGCCGUGUGCAAGAUAACACUUGGUGGUCUUGGCUGGGUUCUUGUUUAUGAUAACAAAACCAGAAAGACACGGAACAGGCCUUUUGGAGGUCCUGCCUCAGCACAUCUUCACAGACUAAGAGAACCACACGAAAAAGCCAGACUUGAGCUGGGCAGCUCAGGUCACCUUGCAGAUUUACACUCGUAUACAAAACUGAGUCCUUCUCUCUCCAACCAAGCGCCAGAGCCCUGCUGUAGCAAAGGGCACGGUGAAACUUUGAGAUCUAAUCACAGUAAAUAAUAUGAAGCAGAGCCCGCUCAACUCUCCCAAUAUAGCGCUGAUCUUACAAAGCGAGACAGCACUUCUCGUUGUGUUUUACUGUGGCGUGGGAACACGGCCGCCCGCCGUAGUGCUCCGGCCACAGAGCCUCAGGACUUAUGCCGAGGAUAAUAUUUACGAUACCCCAGUGUAAUUCAUCUGGUGCUAGCCGGCAGGUAUUUGUAUGUAUGCGUCUCUGUGUGUGCAUGUAUCUCUUUAUACCGGGAAAAUGCUUUCGUGGUGGACUUCGGUGAUCUUUUAUUUUUAACAGUCAUGCAGAUAGGAGCUUUUUUUUUUCUUUUAGGAAAUGGGUUUGCUGUUGUUUUGUUGUUUGGAAUAUAAAUAAAACAAUCUCCCCUUUUCUAUCAAAUGUGUGCUGUUGAGCAGUUGCGGCUGUCUCUGUGUGUAACCGCGUGUGUGUAACCGCAUUUCCUCUCCACGCAGAGUAAAUAGAGAAACUUAUCUAUUACGCUAGUUAGAGUUCCAUAGAUGUGCUGUUGGAAAUGAGUAAGUAAAUGUGUUUUAACUCUCUUUACAAAUUAGACAUUCGAUAGUAGGAGGAAAUGAGUGAUUGUUUAGAUAAGUACCCCAGUAUACCCAAGUGCUGGAAAUGUUCUAACAUAUUACAAGCCGCAUGCAAUGUGCGUGCCUAUGUGUCUGUGGAUAAAAUAUAAAUCGAUACGCUGUGUGUCUUGUUAGAUAGAAUAUAUAUUCAAAUAGAAUUUUAUUGCAUGUAUCCAUUAUCUAUUAAACUGCAAAAGACAAUAAUCUGAAUUUAAACCAGGGUAACUGUUAGUGUAAUAUCUUUAGGAAGGCAAGACCUAAACUGUAUCAUAUUUUCGCUUGAUAUAUUAGAAGUAUUUUCCCAUACCAGUAGAUGAGAUUUAGCCACUCAGCAAUUAUAUUCUCUAAGGGUGUGGUAAAUAUUUCUAUCCGUUUAUAUUCUUUCCUGUACAGAUUAAAAAAUAAUCUGAAAAAGUUCGCGCCUACUCCAAAUGUGGCACACUAGCUGACGUUCAAUAAGUAUUUUUUUUCCCCUUAGAAUAAGAGCGUAAUUAGUUUAACCAUCAAAUUUCAAUUACCUAAGGUCAGGGCGGUUGCCUCGUUUCCCCCUGAGCUGCAAAUACCGUUAACAGUCUCAGUUUUAGCAGCGUAGAAGUGCCCGAGUGCCCUCUCCCUCCUACACCAGGGUUUGCGAGCUACUGCUGCGAAGGCGCUAGUGAUUUCUUAUGCAGGUGAAAAAUAAAAAAUAAACCCCAAACGAGACACACCAAACCAACAGGCUUAAAUUCGUAGUUCAGAAAGCUCUGCUCCGUGGGGAGGGAUGCUCGCAGUGAGCCCUGUAAUCGCCGGUAGGAAGUGUUUGAUAUCGUCGUGUCCAUCUUCCCCUCUCCCUUCCCCCUCUGUUCCCCGUUAUUUUCAGGCUCUCUCUGUGCCUCACACCCCGCUAGCCCCUCAAGGACUCUCCUCGGCCUCCCCGCGACCUUCGUUCUAACUUUUCCUUCAAUUAGCCCAGCUUCAAAGGGGCAAAAGGCUGUCCCUGGAGCCCGCGGCCGCCCGCGGUCCGCAGCGGCGGGACGCUGGGGACAGAGCCUGAGGGCGGCCGGUGGCCUGUGCCCGACAGCCGCUGCCGCCCUCUGCCUGCGCGCAGCCCCGGCGCUUGGAGAUGGGCUUGCUCGAAAGGGUUGUGCAACGCCUUGUGCAAUGCCUGCCUCCCUCUGGAUCACGCAGCUGGGCUGCGCUCCGCUUCCUCGCCCUGCUUCCUACACUCUCCCACGGGAGAACGAAGACACAAAAAGUGCUGGGGCGGGCGGGGUGGGUGGGAGGCUGUCAAAGCCGGAUUAGUUUUAUCUCGCUUGACACCGCGACUGCUGGACUCGGCCCGGGCCGGCGGGCGGGAGGAGCCGGGGAUGCUGCUGAGCAGCGGACGCGGGGCUCCCUCUCCAGCCGGCCGCCGCCCGUGGGGGAGGCGCGGUCCCCGCGAAGGGUCCGCGGGCGCGGAGCUGCCCUGCGGCCGCUCGUCCCUCUUCCAUUUCCUGAUCCGGGGUCCGCGGCCCCGCGCGGUAAUUGGCGCUGGCGGUCAGGUGGUGGCGGGGCGGCGGGGGGUGCGGGUGUGUGUGUGCGCGGGUGUGUGUUUGUGUGUGUUGUAGGCGCUCCAGGGGUGGGAAGAGAGGAAGGGAGGGGAGUGCAGCGGGGAAGGGGGGGGGGAAGGGGAGGGGCCUCGCCGAGCCCAGAAAAACGACAACGCGAGAAAAAUUAGUAUUUUUGCACUUCACAAAUUAAUGACCAUGAGUUCGUUUUUGAUAAACUCCAACUACAUCGAGCCCAAAUUCCCUCCCUGCGAGGAAUACACGCAGCACAGCGGCAGCGCCGGCAGCUCCGCCAGCUACCACCCGCACCACUCGCACCCGCACGCCCCGCCGCCGCCGCCGCCGCCGCCGCACCUGCACGCCGCGCACCCGGGCCCGGCGCUGCCCGAGUACUUCCCGCGGCCGCGCCGGGAACCGGGCUACCAGGCUCCCGCCGCGCCGCCGGGGCCGCCGGGGCCGCCUCCCGAGGCGCUCUACCCCGCGCAGGCACCCUCCUACCCCCAGGCGCCCUACAGCUACAGCAGCGCCGGCAGCGCCGCCCCGGGCCCCGAGCAGCCGCCCGCCAAGGGCCACCCCGGCCCGCCCCAGCCCCUGCUCCCAGGCCAUGCCCUGCAGCGCCGCUGCGAAGCAGCCCCCGCCGCCGGGGCCGGCACCGGGCCCGCCUGUGCGCUGCUGCCCGACAAGAGCCUGCCCGGGCUGAAGGGGAAGGAGCCGGUGGUCUACCCCUGGAUGAAGAAGAUCCAUGUGAGCACGGUCAAUCCCAAUUACAACGGAGGGGAGCCCAAGAGGUCUCGCACAGCCUACACCAGACAGCAGGUCCUGGAGCUGGAGAAGGAGUUUCACUUCAACCGCUACCUGACCAGAAGGCGACGCAUCGAGAUCGCGCACACCCUCUGCCUCUCCGAGCGCCAGGUCAAAAUCUGGUUCCAGAACAGGCGCAUGAAGUGGAAGAAAGACCAUAAACUGCCUAACACAAAGAUGCGCUCCUCAAACCAGUCCACACUGAGCCAGCAGUCCAAAGCACAGACACAGGGCCACCCCCAUCCGCUCGAUGGGGCUACACCCAACGCAGCUGCGCUAUAAAUACGGUUUUUGGUUUUAGUCUUUUUGGUCUUUUUUUGUUUGGUUGGCUUUUUUUUUUGUCGUUGUUGUUGUUGGUUUUUUUAAUAUAUAUAUAUAUAUAUACCUAUCUAUUGGGGUUUUCAAGCUGCCUCGAGGUGGAGGCUGGCCUUUUGGACCAAACUGUGUUAAACAAAACAGGAGCAGAAAAGGAAGACGAGACGUGUCCAAGAACGGGCACAUGUUUAAACCAAAACCCGGACGAUUGUCUACAUUGUAUAUAGAUAAUGGUUCCAUGCCCAUCAUUUUUUUCUAUUUAUGGAAACACUCUCUUGCCCUCGGUGUAAGAGAGGGAUGGAUGCUGUCAUGGACGAAUUCUCUGUACCUAAGACGGACUCUUUUUUUUUUUUUUUUUUUUUCUUUAGGGAACACGUUAAAAAAUAAAAAAAAAACGUUUAAAA
Molecule: messenger RNA, 11567 nt
Organism: Passer montanus (Eurasian tree sparrow)
Lineage: Eukaryota; Metazoa; Chordata; Aves; Passeriformes; Passeridae
Gene: HOXA4
Product: homeobox A4
Exons: 3
Coding region: 10240-11130 (296 amino acids)
Biological process (GO): regulation of transcription by RNA polymerase II; embryonic skeletal system morphogenesis; anterior/posterior pattern specification
Cellular component (GO): nucleus
Molecular function (GO): RNA polymerase II cis-regulatory region sequence-specific DNA binding; DNA-binding transcription factor activity, RNA polymerase II-specific
Source: RefSeq, a predicted model, not a curated record